AUGCCACCGCCUGUGGGCAGAUACGGGCCCUCGGCCUUGAACACGCCCUUUGGCCAUCUUCAACAAGCUCACCAACUACAGCAACAACAGACACAACAGCAAUCACAAUCACAACAUCAUGCCGCCCAUACACAAUCCGUCAACGCCGCACUCCCGCCUCCUUCGUUAGGUGGUCACCCUGGUUUCAGCUCUGUGGCUUCCAGUUCGACUGCCAACCCGUUCGGACUCGGUAGCACAAAUGGUCUUGGUGCUUUCGGUGCUGAUGCUGCUAAUGGGACGGGGCUCGCCAGUCAUGCAGCACAGAUGGGCUUUGUUCGAGGCGCGCAAAUGCAGCAGCAGGCACUUCACCAGGCUCAGGAUGGAAGGUUAGUUUUGGAAGGCAAAGCCAACCCGAUAAAGACUCGCAUUCGCGACGUGUGGAAACAUAAUCUGGCACAAGAAAUGGCAGUGCUAAGACGGCUGGUGGAGCGAUAUCCAUAUAUCAGCAUGGAUACUGAAUUUCCCGGUAUCGUUGCUCGACCGAUGGGCGCCUUCACAACAAAAGCAGACUACCAUUAUCAAACCUUGCGCUGUAACGUCGAUCUUCUCAAAAUGAUUCAACUCGGUAUUACGUUAUUCUCCGCAGAAGGUGAACUGCCGCCUGCAACACCAACAGAAGCCAACGGCCAGGGCUACGGCGGUAACUACGGACCAGCACCAUGUACCUGGCAGUUCAACUUUCGAUUUUCGUUAGAAGACGACAUGUACGCCCAAGACUCGACGAGCAUGCUGGCAAAAGCGGGUAUCGAUUUCUCCAUGCACGAAAAGAAUGGGAUCGACCCGAUUGAGUUUGGUGCGCUUCUAAUGAGUUCUGGGCUGGUUCUCUUAGACGACGUUCACUGGAUUUCGUUCCACUCUGGUUACGAUUUUGGCUACCUGAUGAAGAUAAUGCUUUGCAAACCUCUUCCAGAAGACGAAGAGGAGUUCCACAAGUUGCUGAGGAUUUUCUUCCCUUCUCUCUACGACAUUAAAUAUCUCAUGAAACACGCUGGCCGAAACCAGACCGCCAAUGACUCUCCCUUAACUCCUGCAGCACUUCAAGUGAUCAAUAAUCUAGGCCAGAAAUCUGGUCUACAGGACAUUGCUGACGAGCUUGGCGUCAAGCGAGUGGGUAUUGCCCAUCAAGCUGGGUCAGAUUCUCUCGUCACGGGCGAGAUAUAUUGGAAAAUGCGACAAAUCGUGUUUAAUGGCACGAUAGACGAAUCCAAAUMCUCGGGCCAGGUUUGGGGACUUAACGGUCAACUMCCCGCCAUGACCACCUACUACGCACAACAAACACCUAAUCUCAACGGCGCUACCAUCUACUCCGCUACAGGGACACCCAGUACACCCAACAACGCAAACACGAAUGCGGGCGGUAGUGCUCAAACACCAUCACAUAUUGGAGCAGGAGCUUUGACUCCCGGUGGAGGAGGCGGAGUUUUUGGGGCGUUUCAGAUGGGGAAAUCAUGA
Molecule: messenger RNA, 1491 nt
Organism: Talaromyces amestolkiae
Lineage: Eukaryota; Fungi; Ascomycota; Eurotiomycetes; Eurotiales; Trichocomaceae
Exons: 2
Coding region: 1-1491 (496 amino acids)
Cellular component (GO): P-body; CCR4-NOT complex; CCR4-NOT core complex
Molecular function (GO): poly(A)-specific ribonuclease activity; nucleic acid binding
Source: RefSeq, a predicted model, not a curated record